AUGUCGGUUUUCACAUUCUCACUUGCUCACUCACUGCCCACAGACCACAGAUCAUGGGCCAUAAUCAACAGCCCACCCAAUGCACCCAUUUAUAACUCGUCGCACAAUCUCUGUCGCGGGCGGAGAAUAUUUUGGCAGAGCCCCGUCACAGGCGCCGGGGCUAGUGUUGUGUUCAAGGCGCCGGGCUCAGAAGUCCCCGAAGGCGUCUAUGCUGUUUUCGUCCACUUGGAUCGACUCCAGCGCAGGCAUUCCCUCAACUCCGCUCGAGUCAGGGUCCCACACUCGCGGAGUCUAGAUCGCGGGCACCACACGGCAAGUCCCUCUCUGAUGUCUCCCCCUUGGUCGGCACCAUGGAAAGAGGUCUUUGCUUUCUUUGUCCGUCGGAAGAGGACACGGACAAGACACGGGGAGUCGGGGACGCGUCCAGACAACCGGCUGCUCCUUACCCGAUACAGUCGAGUCCCAAUGGCAAUUGUCAUUCCUCGCCUGCCGUGCCGAGACGGCCCCGGUGUUCGCGAUGACGGAUCCGACAGUACACAAGGCAUCGGCAGACGGCAAUGCUGCUUGCUUCCUUGGUCCUGGGCCGCGGUCAGCAGAACGUACCAACAUGUAUGCAAGAAUAAGGUACCCCACGCAUCCGGGCUCACAUCUGCAACUUCUGGUCUCGCUCGCGAUUGGAUUUUGGUGAUUCGGAUGUGCAGUAACCAGUUUUGGAGGUGCUGGGUUCUGGCGGUGUUUCUGCAGAUGCCAAUGCAACCGUAA
Messenger RNA from Colletotrichum orchidophilum, 762 nucleotides. RefSeq lists its product as uncharacterized. The coding region runs from base 1 to 762 and encodes 253 amino acids. The record is from RefSeq and is a predicted model, not a curated record. NCBI's taxonomy places the organism in Eukaryota, Fungi, Ascomycota, Sordariomycetes, Glomerellales, Glomerellaceae. The transcript has a single exon.